AUGCCAUCUAGAGAGUCCUACGAGGUUCACAAGGAAGAAAAGUCCCUUGUGCAAAAGGCCAAACGAGAGGCCAAUCAGGAGGAUAUUCUGGCGGCAGCUCUGGGGAUGAGGAUGGGGCCACAGAAACCUCCAGCCACUUUCUGGCAGCCACUUAAACUAUUCGCCUAUUCACAGCUCACCUCACUGGUCCGCAGAGCCACACUGAAGGAGAGCGAGCGGACACCCAAAUCUGAGAAAGUCCACAACUUCAAGGUCCAUACCUUUCGGGGGCCUCACUGGUGUGAACACUGUGCCAGCUUCAUGUGGGGACUGAUGGCUCAGGGGGUCAAAUGUGCAGAUUGUGGUUUGAACGUCCAUAAACAGUGCUCUUCUCUGGUGCCCAAUGACUGCAAGCCAGACCUGAGACACAUCCGUAAAGUCUACAGCUGUGACCUCACAACCCUGGUGAAAGCUUAUAACACAGCGCGACCCAUGGUGGUGGACAUGUGCAUACGAGAGAUUGAGUCAAGAGGACUGAAGUCUGAAGGCCUCUACAGAAUAUCUGGAUUCAGUGAUUCAGUGGAAGAAGUCAAGAUGGCGUUUGACAAAGAUGGCGAGAAGACAGACAUCUCAGGGAAUGCCUAUGAAGACAUCAAUAUCAUCACGGGCGCACUGAAACUGUACCUAAGGGAUUUGCCUGUUCCCGUCAUCUCCUAUGAUGCUUACCCGAGGUUCAUCGAGGCUGCAAAGUUCACAGACCCAGAGAAGAAGCUGGAAGCUUUCCGCGAGGCUUUAGCUCUGCUGCCGCCAUCACACAACGAAACUUUGAAGUUCCUCAUGGCACACUUAAAAAGGGUGACACAGAAUGAGAAAUUCAACUUGAUGAACGCAGAGAACCUCGCCAUCAUUUUUGGACCCACCCUUAUGCGUGCACCAAACCUGGACGCCAUAACAGCACUCAAUGACAUCCGCUACCAGAGACAGGUGGUGGAGGUGCUCAUUAAAAAUGAAGAUGUGCUCUUUUAAACACAGAUCAGUUCAGGACUUUUAUAGAAAAGCCAUCUAAUCAUUCUUUUGUGUAAAGACUUGAAUAACUGUUUGUAUUACAUUGAUUGAUACAUUUUUUUCAUUUUUUUUGGA
Molecule: messenger RNA, 1119 nt
Organism: Micropterus dolomieu (smallmouth bass)
Lineage: Eukaryota; Metazoa; Chordata; Actinopteri; Centrarchiformes; Centrarchidae
Gene: chn1
Product: chimerin 1
Exons: 7
Coding region: 1-1005 (334 amino acids)
Biological process (GO): signal transduction; positive regulation of GTPase activity
Molecular function (GO): GTPase activator activity
Source: RefSeq, a predicted model, not a curated record